AUGCACAUCUGGCUAGGAGUAGUUUUUUGGAUUGCAGCUAUUAACCAGUACAUUGUAAUUUUCAAUCUAGCCACUCUUCUUCAAAACUUUCAAAUUUUCAAAGACAGUGGCAGUGAAUUAUUGAUUUCCUUAUAUUGGUUUAAACUAGUGUUAACUAAAAUCCUGAUGAAGCUAUUAAACAAUGACAACAGGUUGAUUUAUUGAAAGUUUUUUUCU
Messenger RNA from Acanthoscelides obtectus, 216 nucleotides. NCBI's taxonomy places the organism in Eukaryota, Metazoa, Arthropoda, Insecta, Coleoptera, Chrysomelidae. The record is from the annotation of a GenBank genome assembly.